AUGUCGGUAACUUCGACGCGGCCCAUGCCCCCGGCUCCGAACCGGGAUGAUAUCGGCCAGACGUGGGAAUACGUCCAGGCUGGUAUCUCUAAGAUCAUGAUCAACCUGCAAGAGGGCAUGGAUAUGUCCACCUAUAUGGGCAUCUACACUGCCGUCCAUAACUUUUGUACAUCACAGAAGGCUGUCGGCUUAGGGAACUCCAACGCUGUUGGCCAAGCUCACCGAGGAGCACACCUAUUGGGUGAGGAUCUCUAUCGAAAACUGAAGGAUUACUUGAACGACCACCUCAACGGCCUCUACGAACAAUCGAAGGCGCAUACCGACGAAGCAUUAUUGGCAUUCUACAUCAGAGAAUGGAAUCGAUACACAGUUGCCGCAAAGUACAUCCACCACCUAUUCCGGUAUCUGAAUAGGCAUUGGGUAAAGCGAGAGAUGGACGAAGGGAAGAAGAAUACAUACGAUGUUUACACUCUCCACCUGUACCAAUGGCGAACCGAGUUUUUCGCUCUGGUCUGCAAGAAAGUCAUGGAUGCCGUGCUUAUGCUGGUAGAGAAACAGAGAAAUGGGGAGACCAUCGAACACAGCCAGAUCAAGCAGGUUGUCGAUUCCUUCGUGUCCCUGGGUCUCGACGAUCACGAUGCCACAAAGUCGACUCUCGACACUUAUCGCUUCCACUUUGAGAAGCCGUUCCUUGCCGCGACCGAGGAAUUUUACAAGGCAGAAUCAAAGCAAUUUGUCGCCGAGAAUAGCGUCGUCGAAUACAUGAAGAAGGCAGAGACUCGACUAGCCGAAGAGGAGGAGCGGGUGCGUAUGUACCUUCACAACGACAUAGCGCUGCCGUUGAAGAAGACGUGCAACAAGGCCCUGAUCGCCGAUCACUCCUCCAUGUUGAGAGACGAGUUCCAGGUGUUGCUCGACAAUGACCGGGAAGAUGAUAUGGCUCGCAUGUAUAAUCUCCUGUCUAGGAUUCCGGAUGGUUUGGACCCUCUAAGACAGAAGUUCGAGGCCCACGUCAGGAACGCAGGACUUAACGCGGUGGCCAAAGUCGCUUCUUCUGACGCUGAGAAGCUUGAGCCAAAGGUUUAUGUCGAGGCUCUACUCGAGACUCAUACGCGAUACCAGGGUUUAGUGAAGCGAGCCUUUACUGACGAACCCGAGUUCACUCGGUCCUUGGACAAUGCCUGCAGAGAGUUCGUGAACCGCAACGACAUUUGCAAGGCAGGCUCGAGUAAAUCACCCGAGCUUUUGGCCAAAUAUACCGACGUGCUGCUGCGAAAAAGCGGAACCGGCGUCGAAGAGGCCGAACUGGACGCGACCUUAACCCAGAUCAUGACCGUCUUCAAGUAUAUUGAGGACAAGGAUGUAUUUCAGAAGUUCUACUCGAGGAUGUUGGCAAGACGUCUAGUUCAUAGCAACUCUUCAUCGGAUGAUGCUGAGACUAGUAUGAUAAGCAAGCUGAAAGAAGCAUGCGGCUUCGAGUACACGAACAAACUUCAACGCAUGUUCCAGGAUAUGCAAAUCUCCAAGGAUCUCAACACCGGUUUCCGAGAGCACACCAGAGGCUUGCAAUUAGAAAAGCAGCCACUGGACUCCUCGUACUCGAUCUUGGGCACGAGCUUCUGGCCACUGACUCCCCCCAACACCACAUUCAACCCGCCGCCAGAAGUUCAAACCGAUAUUGAUCGAUUCACCCUCUUUUACAAGAACAAGCACGAGGGCCGCAAGCUGAGCUGGCUUUGGCAACUCUGCAAGGGCGAGGUUAAGACGGGAUAUUGUAAAUCGUCAAAGACACCCUACACAUUCCAAGUUAGUGUCUAUCAGAUGGCCGUUCUUCUGCUAUUCAAUUCUAAGGAUGCCCACUCGUACGAGGACAUCGCGUCAGUUACCCAGCUAAGCAACGACGUCCUGGACUCAGCCAUCGGGAUUCUUUGUAAGGCCAAAGUUCUGCUUAUGAGGCCAGACGGCGACAAGCCAGGCCCCGAGAAGACGUUCCAUCUUAACUACGAGUUCAAGAGCAAGAAGAUCCGCGUCAAUCUUAACGUCGGCACAAAGUCAGAGCAGAAACAGGAGGAGGUUGAUACCAACAAGACCAUCGAGGAGGAUCGCCAACUCGUCUUACAAUCUGCCAUCGUGAGAAUUAUGAAGGCACGGAAGAAGAUGAAGCACUCCCAAUUGGUCAGCGAAUGCAUCAACCAGAUCAAAUCACGCUUCCUCCCCAAAAUUGGAGACAUCAAGAAGUGCAUCGAGAUCCUUCUCGACAAGGAAUACCUAGAGCGGUUGGAAGACGACGAACUCGGCUAUCUCGCAUGA
Durotheca rogersii is the source of this 2310-nucleotide messenger RNA. Its product is annotated as Cullin-domain-containing protein. Lineage: Eukaryota; Fungi; Ascomycota; Sordariomycetes; Xylariales; Xylariaceae. Gene Ontology annotation, molecular function: ubiquitin protein ligase binding. Gene Ontology annotation, biological process: SCF-dependent proteasomal ubiquitin-dependent protein catabolic process; protein ubiquitination. Bases 1 to 2310 code for a protein of 769 amino acids. Gene Ontology annotation, cellular component: SCF ubiquitin ligase complex. The record is from RefSeq and is a predicted model, not a curated record. The transcript is spliced from 6 exons.